GAGAUAUACCAGUAUGUAGACUGUGGGGGCAACACUACCUUGCUGCAUGAGUACAACCUAAGAACUCCUGGCUCAGACUAGAGCCUGAGCAACAGAGCAGCAGUGUUUGGUUCUCCAGCCCCACUCUCCACACACCUAGCUUACACACUUCACUCAGCCAUGGUUGUCUACCACAAAGAGUUUGAGCAAGCGGGUAAGACCACCGGUCUCCACAUCUGGAGGAUUGAAAGCUUGGAGAUAGUGCCAGUGCCAGAAGGCCUUCAUGGAAGCUUCUAUGUGGGGGAUGCCUACCUGAUUCUCCGUACUGUAAAACAGAAGGACCUCUACUUCUAUGACCUGCACUAUUGGCUGGGUAAAGAGUGCUCCCAGGAUGAGAGUACCGCUGCUGCCAUAUUUGCAGUACAACUGGAUGACUAUCUGGGGGGUAAACCAGUUCAGUAUCGUGAACUCCAGGGCUGUGAAUCCACUGCUUUCACCAGCUAUUUCAAAGGAGGGAUCACAUACAAAGCAGGGGGUGUGGCGUCUGGUUUCAAACAUGUGGUCACCAACGAGCUCAGCGCCCAGCGGCUGUUCCACAUCAAGGGCCGGCGGGUGGUCAGGGCCACAGAGGUGCCACUGGACUGGACCAGCUUCAACAAGGGUGACUGCUUUAUAGUGGACCUGGGUGCGGUUAUCUACCAGUGGUGUGGCUCAAUGUGCAACAAGUUUGAACGGCUGAAAGCAGCCCAGAUGGCUGUUGGUAUCCGUGACAACGAGCGCAAUGGCAGGGCACAACUGGUGGUUGUGGAAGAUGGAAGUGAACCCAGUGAAUUGAACAAGGUUCUUGGUGAUAAACCAGAACUACCAGAUGGUGAGGAUAAUGAUGACACUGUAGCUGAUGUAUCUAACAGAAAAAUGGCAAAACUUUACAUGGUGUCUGAUGCAACUGGAAAAAUGCAAGUGUCUGUCGUGUCAGAGGAGAAUCCCUUCUCUAAGAGUCACCUGUUGUCUGAUGAGUGCUUCAUUUUGGAUUAUGGCAAGAGCAAGAUGAUCUUUGUGUGGAAAGGACGCAACGCAAACCCCAGUGAGAGAAAAGAAGCCAUGAAGACAGCUGAGGGCUUUAUCCAGCAGAUGGGCUAUCCUGCAAACACUCAGAUUCAGGUGCUUCCAGAGGGAGGGGAGACUCCUAUAUUUAAGCAGUUCUUUAGAGACUGGAAGGAGAAGGAUCAGAGUCAGGGCCUGGGCAGGGUCUUUGUCACGGAGCGGAUUGCUAGGAUCCAGCAGGUGGACUUUGAUACUUCCAAGCUUCAUGAAUCCCAGCAGAUGGUAACCCAGUACAGCAUGGUGGAUGAUGGCACUGGAGGAACACAGAUUUGGAGGGUAGAAACUGGAAGUAAAGGAGAAAGCAAAGUCCCUAUAGACCCAAAGACAUAUGGGCAGUUCUAUGGUGGGGACUGCUAUAUCAUUUUAUACACAUACAAAAGAGGACAAAUCAUCUACACAUGGCAGGGCUCCAGCAGCACGAUAGAUGAGCUAACAGCGUCCGCCUUCCUUACUGUUGAACUGGACCGAUCACUGGGUGGAAAUGCUGUCCAGGUGCGUGUAACCCAGGGGAAGGAGCCAGCACAUCUUCUGUGUCUGUUCAAAGCCAACCCUCUGGUUGUGUACAAGCAUGGUACAUCCAGACAAGGAGGGCAGUCACCUCCAUCCCCAGUCCGUUUCUUUCAAGUGCGCAGAAACUUUGGUACCAUCACACGCAUCUCUGAGGUUGAUGCCAAAGCAUCCAGUCUGAACUCCAAUGAUGCCUACCUGCUGACAGUACCUGAGGGGCAAGGGUAUAUGUGGGAGGGGAAGGGUGCCAGUGAAGAAGAGUUACGAGGUGCAAGAUACAUGAGUGAACUACUGCAGUGUAAGACCCAGCACAUCAUGGAAGGACAGGAGCCUGAGCUCUUCUGGGAUACUUUGGGUGGAAAGACUGAGUAUCAGACAUCAGAGCGGCUAGAGAGCAAAAGCAUCACACACCCACCGCGACUGUUUGCCUGCUCCAACAAAACUGGUCGAUUCAUCAUCGAAGAGGUGCCUGGUGAGUUCACCCAGGAUGACCUGGCAGAGGAUGAUGUCAUGCUGAUGGAUGUCUGGGAUCAGGUUUUUAUCUGGAUUGGAAAGGAUGCCAAUGAAGUGGAAAGAACCGAGUCUGUAAAAUCUGCAAAGAUGUAUAUUGACACAGACCCAUCAGGACGGGACAAAGGAACCCCUGUGGUGAUAGUGAAGCAGGGACAUGAGCCACCUACAUUCACGGGCUGGUUCCUGGGGUGGGAUUCCUCCAAGUGGGACACUGACCCUGUAAACAAAGCAGUGAAGACACUGAAUGUCAGCUAAUGGCUUUGGGGACCACAUUGAGCUUGUGGAAAAAUGGAGAAAAAUUUGUUUGCAUGAGAUGCAUUUCGUUAUGAUGCUUCAGCUUGAUUGCCAAUCUUAUUUCAUUUUUCAUUUCAGAAACCUGUAAUAUAUCAUACUGUGAUUGAUAUACAUUAUAUGGCCAAAGGUAUGUUGACAUCCAUCCUUAUUGUGUUUCAGACACAACAUUUUAUGACAGUUGUAUAAAAUCAAGUGUACAGUCAUGCAAUCUACAUAGACAAACAUUGGCAGUAGAUUGGGGCAUACUAAAGAUCUUAGAGACUUUGUUGUCACAUUUGCCACAACUCAAUUAUUAAAAUUUCUGCCCUGCUAGAUCUGAUCCAGUCAACUGUAAAAGCUAUUAUUUGAAAUGGGAGCAUUUAGGAGCAAUGACAGCCAUGAAGCAGUUGACCAGGCAAACUUUCAGAGCUGAAAUGUGUAGCACAUAAAAUUAACCAAAUCUCUGCUUCAUCACUCACUACAGAGUUCCACACUGCUUGUGGAAACCAGUAAAAAAACUAUCUUGGGAGUUUGAAGAAGUAGGUUUCCAUGGCUGAAGAGUUUUACUUAAGCCUAAGAUCACCAAUUCUACUUUCCAAAUGUCAGUACAAGUAGUGUAACCACUACUGGCCUCUGGAGCAGAGGAGUCAUAUUCUUUGGAGUAAUCGAUCACAUUAGUUGGCUGUCUGAAUGAGAAAUAUAGGUUUGCCAGGAGAAUGCCCACAUAUGUUUGGCCAUAAAAUCUAGUCACUAUAAAGAUAGUUGCUAUGUUAACUGUUAACUGUAUAUGGAACUAUAUAGAGCUUUUGCUUUUUAUGUCCUUUUUAAAAGCAGUUUCCACAUUGUAUUGAAUUUGAAUGCCUAUUUCCUUCGUUGUAUUACUUUGUAUGUGUCCUCAAAACACAAAUGAUAAAAUUUUAUUAUGCUUCUUGGUACAAUCUACAGCG
Electrophorus electricus (electric eel) is the source of this 3323-nucleotide messenger RNA. RefSeq names its product scinderin (gene scin). Gene Ontology annotation, cellular component: actin cytoskeleton; cytoplasm. NCBI's taxonomy places the organism in Eukaryota, Metazoa, Chordata, Actinopteri, Gymnotiformes, Gymnotidae. The record is from RefSeq and is a predicted model, not a curated record. Gene Ontology annotation, biological process: barbed-end actin filament capping; actin filament severing; actin polymerization or depolymerization. Gene Ontology annotation, molecular function: actin filament binding; phosphatidylinositol-4,5-bisphosphate binding.